AUGGCGAUAAAUGAAGAAAGUAAAAACUUUCAUAUCGAGCAUCUGUUCAGCGUCUUUUCGCUCGUCCCUUCAAUUUUCUACAUAAUAUUCUUAUCAUUCAUCGAACUAGAUCAGAUUGUUGGAAUCUUCCUCAUAGACCAAUAUGUGUACGUCUGCUCGGAUUAUGGUGAUGUUGGUGGUGACUUGGAUGGUUUUCAUUCAAGUUGUGGAGCCUGCUCAAUUCAGCUUGUAACGUCUUUUAGCGGUAAGAAUCUUUUGCUCGACGUGCUCGAGCAGUGGAAUAAACAUCAGUA
Adineta ricciae is the source of this 293-nucleotide messenger RNA. The record is from the annotation of a GenBank genome assembly. Lineage: Eukaryota; Metazoa; Rotifera; Eurotatoria; Adinetida; Adinetidae.